This is a messenger RNA of Camellia sinensis, 5036 nucleotides long. Lineage: Eukaryota; Viridiplantae; Streptophyta; Magnoliopsida; Ericales; Theaceae. The record is from RefSeq and is a predicted model, not a curated record.
AUAUUUUCUUAUUAUUAUAAUUGAAUUUGCCUCCAACUCCAACUUCAACUUAUAUAUAUAUACACUAUAUGGCUAUAUUUAUGCCACCUGAAAUCAGUCUAUCAGAUCAAAAUCCAUCUCAAAAAAUUCAGGCAUACCCCAUCUUUCUCAGAAGCCAAACGCCCCCACAAACACGGAGCUUCUGAAAUCAUCGAAAAUGGGUAUGUCGAUUUUCCUCUCUCACUCAUCUUCUUUGAUGUACACACCCAGUGAUUUUGAUUUCCUCCUCCAACCCAUCUUUUUACGUGGCUUUUCUGGUUCAUUGCACCUGGUUUUGUUGCUUUCUCUGUUUCUCUCAUGGGUUUGCAGGAAAAUCAGGGUGGGUCGUCGCAAUGAAGGUCCGAAACAGAGUACUAGGAAAUCUAGCUUUUCGUAUUAUAAUCCAAUUCUGUUUUGUUGUUUGGGUCUUUCAAUCUUCAAUCUCGUCCUUUGUUUUUUGAAUUACUUUUUUUGGUAUAGAAACGGUUGGUCUGAUGAAAAGGUUAUAACCCUUUUGGAUUCAGUACUCAGAACACUCGCUUGGUUAUCAAUCUCUGUUUAUUUACACACCCAUUUUGUUAAUUCGGGUGAACCAAAGCACCCAAUUUCGUUAAGAAUUUGGUGGGGCUUUUACUUCUUAAUCUCUUGUUAUUCCCUUGUCAUAGACUUCUUCUUUAAGAAAGAAGACCAGGCUUUACCAACUCAGUUGUUGGUCUCUGAUGUGAUUUCCACAGUUUCUGGGCUGUUCCUCUGUUUUGUGGGGUUUUUGGGGAAGAAGGCAAGUGAAGAAACCCUUCUUCAAGAACCCCUUUUGAAUGCUAGUUCUAAUCUAACAAGUAAUGGAACAGAGUCAAACAAGUCUAGUGUAGGUGGAAUUGUUGCCCCUUGUUCCAAUGCUAGUAUUUUUAGUAUCCUCACAUUCUCUUGGAUGGGUCGUUUGAUCGGAACCGGUUACAAGAAAGCAUUAGACCUCGACGAUGUUCCUCAACUCGAUGGUGUCGACAGUGUCAAAGGGGCUUUUCAAAUUUUUACAACUCAGCUAGCAGAGUCUGAUAGUGGUAGUGAUGGUAAAAUCACCACAAUCAAGCUUGUGAAGGCUGUGAUCUUCACAACAUGGAAGGAGAUUCUGAUAACAGCUCUUUUAGCACUUGUCUACACAUUUGCUUCUUAUGUUGGUCCAUACCUCAUUGACACCUUUGUUCAGUACCUUAAUGGGCAUCAAACCUUUGAAAACGAAGGGUUGGCUUUGGUUUCUGCAUUUUUCAUUGCGAAGCUUGUUGAGUGCUUGUCGCAGAGGCACUGGGCCUUUAUGUUGCAAAAGGCUGGAAUUAGAGCCAGGGCAGUACUUGUUGCCAUGAUAUACAAAAAGGGUUUGACCAUUUCGGGCCAGUCAAAAAAGGGACACACAAGUGGGGAGAUCAUCAAUUUCAUGUCUGUCGAUGCUGAGAGGGUUGCAGAUUUUAGUUGGUACAUGCAUGAUCCGUGGUUGGUGAUCCUGCAAGUUGUUCUGGCCUUGGUGAUCUUGUAUAAAAACCUUGGCGUUGCAUCCAUUGCUGCAUUAGUUGCCACCGUGUUGGUGAUGUUGGUGAAUGUCCCAAUUGGGAGAUUUCAGGAGAAGUUUCAGGAGAAGUUAAUGGCAUCAAAAGAUAAAAGAAUGAAGGCAACAUCCGAAAUCUUGAGGAACAUGAGGAUUCUCAAGCUUCAGGCUUGGGAAAUGAAGUUUUUGUCGAAAGUUAGUGAGCUCAGGAACACUGAAGAAGGGUGGUUAAGAAAAUACAUGUACACUGCAGCCAUGACAACUUUUGUCUUCUGGGGAGCACCUACAUUUGUGUCAGUUAUCACUUUCGGGGCUUGUUUGCUUCUGGGGAUCCCACUUGAAUCGGGGAAGAUCUUAUCUGCGCUCGCAACAUUUAGAAUCCUUCAAGAGCCAAUCUAUAACCUACCAGAUACAAUCUCAAUGAUAAUUCAGACUAAAGUUUCCCUUGAUAGGAUCGCCUCGUUCCUUCGCCUUGAUGACCUACCACAUGAUGUUCUAGAGAAACUUCCUAGAGGUAGUUCAGACAUUGCAAUUGAGAUAAUUGAUGGGAAUUUCUCUUGGGACUUGUCUUUUCCUAAUCCAACAUUGAAAGAUAUAAACAUCAAAGUGUCUCGCGGCAUGAGGGUUGCUGUUUGUGGGACAGUUGGCUCGGGAAAGUCGAGCUUGCUCUCCUGUAUUUUGGGAGAAGUUCCAAAAAUAUCAGGCACUGUUAAGCUCUGUGGAAUGAAGGCGUAUGUUGCUCAGUCGCCAUGGAUACAGAGCGGAAAGAUAGAAGAGAAUAUACUGUUUGGCGAGGAGAUGGAUCGGGAAAGGUAUGAGAAGGUCCUUGAAGCAUGUUCUUUGAAGAAGGACUUGGAAAUUCUAUCAUUUGGUGAUCAGACAGUCAUAGGUGAGAGGGGAAUCAAUUUGAGUGGGGGACAGAAGCAGAGGAUACAGAUUGCACGCGCUCUAUACCAAGAUGCGGAUAUUUAUCUAUUUGAUGAUCCAUUUAGUGCUGUGGAUGCUCAUACCGGCAGCCAUCUCUUUAAGCAAUGUUUAUUGGGGCUUUUGGAUUCAAAAACAGUGAUUUUUGUUACUCAUCAAGUAGAGUUCUUACCAGCGGCAGAUCUCAUCUUGGUCAUGAAAGACGGAAGGAUCACUCAAGCCGGGAAAUACAAUGACAUUCUCAAUUCCGGGAGUGAUUUUAUGGAACUUGUUGGUGCACAUAAGGAAGCUUUAUCAGCACUAGAUUCCACAGUGGCUGAGUCAUGCUCGGAAAAAUUGACUGUCAGCGAGGAAGACGGUGGUUUGGGGAGCGUUCAGAAAUCUGUCCAGAAAGAGGAAGCCGGGCAUGGUCAAAAUGGUAAACCAGAUGGUACAGCAGGACAAAAAGGACAGAUUGUUCAAGAAGAAGAAAGAGAGAAAGGCAGAGUUGGCCUUUCGGUCUACUGGAAAUACAUAACAACAGCGUACGGAGGAGCUCUUGUGCCCUUCGUUUUGUUGGCACAAAUUUUAUUUCAGAUGCUUCAAAUAGGAAGCAAUUAUUGGAUGGCUUGGGCAACGCCUGUGUCGAAGGACGUGGAGGCUCCAGUUGGAGGUUCUACUCUCAUGAUCGUCUACGUGACUUUGGCAAUUGGAAGUGCUUUCUGUGUUUUGGCCAGAUCUGUACUUCUCGUUACGGCUGGGUACAAGACUGCCACUACACUCUUCAAUAAAAUGCAUUUAUGCAUUUUUCGUGCUCCCAUGUCGUUCUUUGACGCCACACCAAGUGGUCGAAUCUUAAAUAGAGCAUCAACAGAUCAAAGUGCAGUGGAUUUGAACAUUCCGUUUCAAGUUGGGUCAUUUGCCUUCUCAAUGAUACAGCUCCUUGGAAUUAUUACAGUAAUGUCGCAGGUUGCGUGGCAGGUGUUCAUAAUAUUUAUUCCAGUGAUUGCAACCUGUGUUUGGUUACAGCAAUAUUACAUACCUUCAGCGCGAGAACUGGCACGAUUAGUUGGAGUAUGCAAAGCUCCAGUUAUACAGCAUUUUGCUGAAACCAUCUCAGGAUCAACAACCAUUAGGAGCUUUGAUCAGGAACCGAGAUUCAAGGAGCUGAGUAUGAAACUGAUAGAUGCGCAUUCUAGGCCGAAGUUCUACUCCGCUGCUGCAAUGGAGUGGCUAUGCUUCCGCUUGGAUGUGUUGUCUUCUAUUACAUUUGCUUUCUCUUUGGUUUUCUUGAUCUCUAUGCCAACAGGAGCAAUUGAUCCAAGUGUUGCGGGGUUAGCAGUGACAUACGGGCUUAAUCUGAACAUGUUACAAGUAUGGGUUAUAUGGAAUCUUUGCAAUCUGGAGAAUAAAAUCAUAUCUGUUGAAAGAAUAUUUCAAUACACAUCUAUCCAAAGUGAGCCCCCGCUUGUGAUAGAAGAAAAUAGACCAGAUAGUCAGUGGCCAUCACAUGGAGAUGUUCAUAUCAAAGAUCUACAGGUCCGAUAUGCCCCACACAUGCCACUUGUGUUACGAGGCCUUACGUGUACUUUCCCUGGAGGAAUGAAAACUGGAAUUGUGGGGAGGACGGGCAGUGGUAAAUCAACCCUCAUACAGACACUUUUCCGCAUUGUUGAACCUGCAGCUGGUCAGAUUCUGAUAGAUGGUAUCGUCAUCUCCUCAAUUGGGCUACAUGAUUUACGAUCUAGAUUAAGCAUCAUUCCUCAGGAUCCGACCAUGUUUGAGGGGACAGUGCGAAGCAACCUGGACCCACUUGAAGAGCACACAGAUGGACAGAUUUGGGAGGCUCUUGAUAAGUGCCAACUUGGAGAUGAAGUCAGGAACAAGGAAGGCAAGCUUGAUUCAGCAGUUACAGAGAAUGGGGAGAAUUGGAGCAUGGGUCAGAGGCAGCUGGUUUGUCUCGGCCGGGUGCUACUCAAGAAGAGCAAGGUCUUGGUGCUUGAUGAAGCUACGGCGUCAGUUGAUACAGCGACUGACAAUCUUAUUCAGCAAACGCUUAAGCAACACUUCACGGAUUGUACAGUGUUAACCAUUGCACAUAGGAUAACAUCUGUGGUUGAUAGUGACAUGGUUCUACUGUUAGAUCACGGACUUAUUAAGGAAUUUGAUUCUCCAACAAAGUUGCUUGAAAAUAAGUCAUCCUCGUUCGCGAAGCUUGUUGCAGAGUACAGUACAAGGUCAAAUUCUAAUUUUGAAAAGUCGGCAAACAGUUGAAGUCAGACCUUUAUUGGGAACCAUUAAACUCUGAGCUUCGAUGAUUGAUGACAGAAAAUACGCAGUGCUUAGCAUCCCCGACGCAUUUUGCACCAGAGGAUUGAAUAUCCUUUUUUUAUUUAAUUGUUCUACUAUUUUAGAAAAACUGGUCAUGGAAAACCAAGCCAUAGGUUAGUUCAAUUCUAUGCAGGAUCUACUGCAAUGAUGUUCAAGUUUAUGUAAAAUUUUGGUAAUGUAGUCUUAUUUAUGUAUAAUAUGUUUGCAAUAAAACCAUUUCAUGGUGGCCUUCUGUUUGAGAAAAUAA